This is a messenger RNA of Rotaria sordida, 1104 nucleotides long. The record is from the annotation of a GenBank genome assembly. NCBI's taxonomy places the organism in Eukaryota, Metazoa, Rotifera, Eurotatoria, Philodinida, Philodinidae.
AUGUAUCUGUGUGGCAGUAAAAGUGAACAUAAUCAUGAACCAAAUCCUGAAAUGAUUACAGUUAGACAAGUACGUCACAACAUUAAAGAACGUGCUCUCAAAGAGGUGAUACCAAUCCCAAUGAUUUAUGAACAAGAACUUUCUAAAGCCUCGACAAACCCAACUACUCUGGCUAUUUUACCAACAAGCGAAGAAAUUUAUCCAUCUGUACUCAAAGUUCGACAAAAAGUCAUACCUUUGUUACCACAAUCAUGUUUCUUCGAUAUACCGGAUGAAUAUAAAACAACGAUUGAUGGACAACGUUUUUUAUUAGCUGAUGAAUCACUUAUUCGACGUGAACGCCUCCUGAUGUUUUCUAGUGAUCGUCAACUUGAUUUAUUAUUUCAAUCUCCUGUGGUUUACAUGGAUGGUACCUUUGCUAAAAGUCCACCACAUUUUAAGCAAAUCUACAUAAUUCAUGCCGUUUUUAUAGAUAUCUGUUUACCAUGUGUUUUUUGUUUGCUGAUAAAUAAAAAAGCAGUGACCUAUCGACAUAUUUUUGAUGAACUUAAACAAAUAGCAGUAAAUCGUGGCAAAAUUUUUUCACCAGCAAUGAUAAUGAGUGAUUUUGAAUCAGGUAUUAUACCAGUAGUAAAAUCAGAAUUUCCUACAUCAAAACAUAGUGCAUGUUUCUUUCAUUUUUGUCAGGCAAUAUAUCGUCAAAUACAACAUUUAGGAAUGCAAAAAGAUUAUUCAACAAAUGAAUCUUUAAGAUUGUUAUGCAGGAAGAUAAUGGCAUUAGCACUCAUGCCACGCGAGCAAGUGGUAAACAGUUUCAAUGAAAUUCAAGCUGAUGCUGAUCAACUACCUGAUCGUCCAAUGGCAGAUUUAUUAAAAUAUUUUGAACAAAAUUGGUUAAAUGACAUUGAUCUAUGGAACGUGUUCGCAUCCGAUAUACGAACAAAUAAUGUUUGUGAGGCUGGUGCAACAAAAAGAAAAAAUAUUCGAACAACAAGUACACAACGUCGUAUUGAUGUUCUUUAUAGUCGAUAUGCUAAUAAUCUUAUCAAUGUGUCAAAUCUUCUUCUCGGUUUAUCUUAUGUAGUUGCAAAAAAAUCUAAAUAA